Coregonus sp. 'balchen' is the source of this 4442-nucleotide messenger RNA. The record is from the annotation of a GenBank genome assembly. Lineage: Eukaryota; Metazoa; Chordata; Actinopteri; Salmoniformes; Salmonidae.
GUGAGAGUGAAAAACCAGUAGGAUUCACGGAUAUCAUUAGGGAUUUUCCUUCUAUUAAUUUUUUUAUUUCGAAGCUGCUUUGCCUCAAGAAAAACAAGAGGACAUAACUACUUUAGCUAGCUAACAAAACACAACCCUGGCCAUGUCUGAGACAUACGGUAGGAAAUCUUGACUAGUAAGGUCGCAUUACAAUAGAUAUCCAGAGGCGACGAUGGAGCAGGUGUAACGUUAUUGCAAUGUCUCCAUCAAAACAAAUAGCCUAUGCUAGCUAGCUAACGUUAGCGUUUCCUCGUUGAUGGGGGUAUAGCUUUAGCUAGAUAGCUUGCAUCUCUGUCAAAUGUCAUCAUUAGGUAAUUGGUUUCUUAUCUAGACAAACCUCUGCAUUUCAGAGAGCUACAGUAGCUAACGUUAGUUAACUAAGGUUAAAUGUCGGCGCAAAAGCAGCUAGCUAUACAUGAAGCAAAAAAUAGCGUUCAGCUAACGUAGCAAGCUGAUGAAGCAGGUGCUUUGCUGCUGGAUGAUUGGCAUUGCUAAUGCGUUGUCUGUGUACCGUUACCUAACUAGUUAACUAGCCUAAUGAAUAUGCAUUAUCUAAUGAUGACAAUGAAUAUGAAAUAUGAAUACAAAUUAACUUUGUUUGUUUUCCCUCUUCUAGAUUUCCUGUUCAAAUUCCUAGUGAUUGGGAAUGCAGGAACUGGAAAAUCAUGUCUUCUUCACCAGUUUAUUGAGAAGAGGUGUAAGUUCUGUCCAAUUCCUGGAUUGUACUGACAUGUACUUCCUAUCUAGUUAGCUAUAACAUGUAUUUGAGGGACAAGCUACACUUUAUGGUUAAAAGAGCCUUGAAUCAAUAAAUAUGUUGUGAUCAAAUUAUGUGUUGUGAUAUUAACAUGAAACAAUUUAAUUUAAAUCGCAGUCAAAGACGAUUCUAAUCACACCAUCGGAGUGGAGUUUGGCUCAAAGAUAAUCAACGUAGUGAACAAAUAUGUCAAACUCCAAAUCUGGGACACUGCAGGACAAGAGAGAUUCAGGUACGAUACGAGACAGCAUUUCACACACCUACUCCUACUGUGGCAGGGCAUCAGACAUUUUUCUCAAACCAGCUUGGACCGUUUAAUCUCCAGCCGAUCAUUAGAGAACUGGUGCCAGAUCCUUGGAACAGUAAGUGAGUAAAUAAUGGCCGAUAUGGGGGACAUACUAAAGCGGAGCGCAGCUGAAAUUUUUAUGUGGGGGAGUUACUAAUGUGGAGCGCAGCUGAAAUUCUGAUGUGAGGGCGUUCCUAAUGCUGCUAUGUAUAGCUAUCUAUAGUUAGAGUAGGAGAUGGAGAAUGUCACAUUUUAGAAUGUCAAUUUUAAUAAAUGCAAUUUUGAUGUGUAAAAUGUUCCAAUUGGUACAAUGAUGUAUUUCAAAGUGAUGUUAGAAUUGCUCUUCUCUCCCAGAUCUGUGACGCGGAGUUACUACAGAGGAGCUGCAGGAGCGCUGCUUGUGUAUGACAUCACCAGGUAAAUGACCUACACAUAGGUGAUCAGGAGUGUGAGGAUAAAUAAUCCAUGCUUUAUUAUGGGUGGACCUUCAAGGGGUAUGCUGUCAUCCAUCUUUGUGAAUAAACAAAAGAAAUGUUUCUAAAAAAGACAAAUAUUGAAUUGAGUACAUGAACACGACUCUAGGGGGCCUAGAGUCAUUGGUAGCACAGUGGCUCCCAUCAACCUUUUUGGAAAACACUGCUCUAACCUUUCUAAAGUCAAAUUUGACUUCACAUCUGUGUGUCUUCACUGCUCUCCUCCUCCUCUGUCUGUCUAUCUAUCUAUCUAUCUAUCUAUCUAUCUAUCUAUCUAUCUAUCUAUCUGACCUCAUCGUCCUCAGCCGGGAAACCUACAACGCCCUGACCAACUGGCUGACAGACGCCAGGAUGCUGGCCAGCCAAAAUAUUGUCAUCAUCCUGUGUGGUAACAAGAAGGACUUGGACGCAGACAGGGAGGUCACCUUCCUGGAGGCGUCUCGCUUUGCUCAGGAAAAUGGUGCGUUUAGUAUGAGUGAUGAUCCCUCUUAACGCUGAAAUCUAAGGGCUGUAUGUAUCAACCGUCUUAGACUGGGAGUGCUGAUUUAGUAGCAGGUCCUCUCUAUGUAAUUUUAUUCAUUGUGAUCAAAAAAGCUAAACUGACCCUAGAUCAGCACUCCUACUUUAAAACGCUUGAUACAUAUCACCCAAAAUGUAGCUCCUACCCUCUAAACACUGCCCGUAGACCUGAACGUCUUGGAAUUCCACAGAUGGCAAGGUGAAGAAAUGACCAUAAGAUCCUAAUUUCUGCUUGUUUUCCAUGCCCCACUAGAGGUCACUGUAGGACAACUCACUGUGUGGGAACUAGUGCCCACAGAACCUUGGCAGUUUCAUGUCCUCCACAGCUAAAUGCUGACUUAGGGCUCUAUUCAAUCCGUAUCACAGAAGUUCAGCGUUGCAGCGUGAUUUAAGUUUAAAGGCAAUGUUCCCGCAUUAGCAGUUACUGUAUUCAUGGUGAGCACUGCACAUGUCGGCUAAUUCAGAAAUUAACUUUCCAUUUCUAUUGCGCAAUCUGUAACGCUUCAGUUUUACUUAUUGAAUAGAGCACUAAGGCGAAUUCUCCUGGGUUUCAUAUCCAUCAAUGAUAAUCAAUGUUAAUAUUGUGUCCUGCUGUCUUGUCUGUUUCAGAGCUGAUGUUUCUGGAGACCAGUGCUCUGACAGGGGAGAAUGUGGAGGAGGCCUUUGUGCAGUGUGCCAGGAAAAUUCUCAACAAGAUAGAGUCGGGUAUCUGUCGGCUAUCAGUGUCUUCUCACCUUAACCAACAGCAAUGAAAGUUUACCAGCUGAACUGUUUCUCUCUCUCUUUGUAUCUCUCGCUCUCUCUUUCGAUCUGUCUCUAUCUAUCUAUCUAUCGGUCUCUCUCUCUCUCUCUGUUCUCUUCCAGGAGAGUUGGACCCGGAGCGGAUGGGAUCAGGGAUCCAGUACGGAGACGCGGCGCUGCGACAGCUGCGCUCCCCUCGCAGGGGACAGGCCGAGAGCGCCCAGGAAUGUGGCUGUUAGUGAACACGCUCAGUGUGCCCAGAUCCAAGGUGAGAGACUCCUCCCCCUUACUGCUGGCUGCCUACUGCAAAGGGUUCUGCUCUGGGACUUGCCCUGGCGUUACCACACUAAUAACUCAAUAAAUAGCUCAGUUUAGUGACAUCCAAACUGCUGCCUGUCAAAAUAGCAGGCACGGAUACAGUUGUAAUCAUAGAUGUUGCUUUUCACAUUCACAUGUUAUAUAAGAGGCCAUUCAAAAGUCCUCUCCAUUUUACAGUUGAGGCUGUGUUUCAUUGCAUGGAGCAGGUGAAGCAUUAAUUUGUCAUUUUGAGAUGCAUAUCCAUGAGCUUUAAAGAUUUGUCCAUAAUGCACCAAAUGCUGAAACAGGGCUAGUUUGAUGGCCAUUGUCUGUUACUUCAAGAUCAUCACAUGCCCCCUUGGAGACAGGGGUUCGAGCCCUGGCUUGGCUGACUGUCUGUGCCCUUAACUACUUCAUGUACCCCUCUCUAUAUCUGUUCUUACAUCUGUCCUGUCAAAAGAAAUUGACAGUAAAAUGGGGAUCAGAACUCAAAUAAAAUAAAAAACCAUCAGAAUGCUGAUACAUGUUCUUCUCAAAUGGUUUCCCUGAAUGGUUUGCAAUGAUGUAUUUUCUGUUGCUGCAAGGUGAUCUCUGAAACUACUUCAGGGCUAAGUGAAAGGCGGUGUUCCAAAUGUAACUCCCUAAGUCCAGAGUCUCUUUAUGGUAAUGUGUCUCCCCCCUAGGAUUGAGUCCAGUCUCCCCCCUGGGCAAUGGGGGGGUUGGAUUGAGGCCAGGAGGCUGUUUUUAGGUAUUUCACGGAGAGGGAGGAGCCGUCUAUCUAUUUCGGUCCUCCAGCUCCCAAGUGGCUAAUGUGUGGAUAAUGCAGAACCAUAGCCACCCAAACCGACUCCACCUCUUUUGGGAGAGGGGAGGGUAAAGUUCAUGAGAAUGACGAGCCUCCCUACUAAGAAGCUGUCUGGAUUCGGCUCCACGCAACUGUGGUCGAUACAGUGUUCUCUCUGGGCAGAUAUAUAUUUAACCCGAGAUUCUGCUGACUCCUGUUGGGUCAAGGGUCUCUGAAGUGCCUUAUUUGGGUGUUGUAGUGUUUCACAAAAAAUGCCAGGCAUAAAUAGAGGGGUACAAUGUCUACAGACAGGAAUGCUCAAUUAGCUUGUCAAUUACAGAGCGUAGAGUUGAGAACCAGCCAAAUAUUUCCAGCACGCAAUUGUAACGAAUUGUAACUCUGUUAAUUGCACAUUGACACAGCGGUGUCUCGGCUAAAGGGGCUCAUUUACAAGAUCCCUACACACGUGUGUGCCUGGGUGUGUAUUGGAUUCAAAUCUCUCUGUCCUUGUUUCCAUGCAGGUUAGUGAAGACUCAGAUGACAGAU